Messenger RNA from Rhinocladiella mackenziei CBS 650.93, 909 nucleotides. RefSeq lists its product as uncharacterized. The transcript has a single exon. The record is from RefSeq and is a predicted model, not a curated record. Bases 1 to 909 code for a protein of 302 amino acids. NCBI's taxonomy places the organism in Eukaryota, Fungi, Ascomycota, Eurotiomycetes, Chaetothyriales, Herpotrichiellaceae.
AUGACUCGAGCUACCUUCCAAGUUCCAGGUUUUGAAGGCUGGCAGAGGGCUGCAGAGGACUGGGAUUACGUUGUCAACUUUGGCCUUUUCUUGGAUAAUCAGUUCCUCCAACACCAAACAAGAAAGCUAGAGCUCGUUUCCGGCGAGACUCUUGAAAAUCCCAGGCACGGGCACAGGAGUUGCACACCACGACGCCCCCGCCCAUUGAACAGGCCGCGGUCAACUCCUCAUUUGGACUUUGCGACAUUGGCAAUCACAUCUCCUGCCGAGGAUGGCGCAAUUCAGUUGGCCAUUGCCCCGUCUGACGACGAUCAAGCAUCUUGGUCUCAGCUUCCAGGCCCACUGCUACCACAACCUACGGAAACCGUCCAGUCAGAUCACAUUGGGAAUGCAUUCGUGACCUUCUCAAGACGCGGGAGACCAGCUCCCUUUGUUCAACUCCCUUCUGAAAUCGUCCACCAGAUAUGGGGAGAAUGGGUCCGCGUUACUUAUCGUUUCGACACCGCUUUCUACUACUUCGCGACGUGGAGGCUCAUCGCAGCAAUCCAAGCAUCCCAAUACGAGGCAGAAUACAGAGGCCUUGGCAGGAUGUUGUACAGAUUGGCCGAGCGACAGAGGAAAUCUGGCAAUCAGGAAGCCCGCACCAUCCUGCACGUCCUCCAAGGCUCUUUCCGAAUCCUUGUCGUGGACAUCUGCGGCAUACAAUACUUGGGCGCAAUCUUCUGGUGGCAAAGUGAUGUUACGAAGUGGAGCCUACCCAUUUCAGUCCAGUUCUACGCCUUCGACAAUGGUCACACCUAUAGACUCACCAUGACCUCACGAUUUUUCAGGACACUCCCUCCGGCCUUUGCUCUCAAUGGUUCCAUGGCUUUCCAGGAGGUCGAGGAAAUUCCGGCAUGUCACUACUGA